GUAGGCCCGAUUUGAUUUUGAUGACGUUUGCCGGAGUUCCACGUUGGAAGGAAAAUGGGGGUUUUAUUUUUGAUUAAUUAUUUGUUUAUUAUGAAAAAUCAACCCUUGACAUAGUGGCAGUCUUGUUUGUGACAGUGUUGUGUAUAUCGAUUUAUUGUUAUUGCGUCGGGUUUACGACAUUAAGACAUAGUUUAGCGCGGGUGAACUAUUGACCGGAUCAGUUCGGCGAAUCGCUUGUGUGUACUUUGUGCGGUGCCAAGAGCUCGUCGUUCGGUUGACGAUCGUCCGGCCGUUUUACGUGUUGCGAACGGGCCGCCCCGUACAAAAGCUACAAUAUGGAUUUCCUAUUUACAAAAGAUAGUAAGCCGACGGCGCAGGAUUUCGACAUGAAAGACGACGUAUUGGAUCCAAAGUGCUCGGGCGACUUAAUGUCAGAAGAUUGGCCCUCAAGCUCCGACAACUUUCUUGAUUCUAUAAUAAAUUGGGACAACGACUUGCUACAAAUAUUCGACCCACCAAAGGGACUGGAAUCUCUUGACGACAUUUCGGCUAAUAUAAAACGUGAAGCACAAGAAUAUGAACGUUCGCCUUACUUGGAAAAUGACUACAUUGAAACAAAAGCAUCAUCAAAAUCCCCAUUUGUUACCGCACCGAUAUCAAGUAACUCCUCCGACAGCGGCUUAUCAUCAGAUAAUUUGGAUAUUGAAAUGAGCCCAGAAUAUGAACCACUUAGCCCGGCUAUGUCCUCACCAGGACCAUCCAUAAGCGAACGUGGUGAAAAGAAUUCUCCGGUACGAUUCGAUACUUCAUUCAGUCCAACGCAACAACCACCAGUUCAGAUUGUCAACAAUAAAAGGAAAAUUGAUGUGAAACCACAGGUCAUUGUACCCAGAGUUCAACAAUACGUUACAGUCUCGAAUGCUAGUGUAAUUCAACCCACAGGAAAAUUUGGCCAAGGAAAAGAAAUAAAAAUAGUUAAAGUGUCCCCGCAUGUCUUUACACAGUCGAAUAAUAAGAAAGUUACAAUACAAUUGAAAAAUUCACAGAAUGGAGCCAAGAUUCAGGCGAAUCCAGGGACACUUUUUAUCAAUAAAGGAAAUAUUACUGAAGUGAAAAAACUUAUUCGAGUACAAAACGCUGCCAAUCCCCGUUCAGUGUUGAUUCCCGCUCCCAUGCAAGAAAGCAAAGAUUUAAAAGGAUUUAAGAUAAUAAAUUUAACUUCGCUCCAAAAGCCGAACACUGCAAAUCAGAUAAAGUUCGUUCAGCAUCUUGAGGAGCUUAACAAUAAUUUUUCGGUGAAGAAGGAGAAAAUCAUAGAGGAAUGUGUUUCCGAUCAGGCAUCAGACGUAGACAGUUUCAUUCUUGAAGAUAAUCAAGAUGAGGGAUAUGAUUGCGAGGAUUUGGAGGCGAAGCUCAGUGAUUCAGAAGCUCCGUAUCCGAAACUUACCUUGACAACGGAGGAGAAGCGGUUACUGGCAAAGGAAGGUAUCACAUUGCCCUCACACUAUCCACUUACAAAACACGAGGAACGCGAGCUAAAACGCAUACGUCGAAAAAUCCGCAACAAAAUUUCCGCCCAGGAUUCUCGUAAACGAAAAAAGGAAUACGUGGACGGACUAGAGGAGCGAGUCAGACAAUGCACAGAAGACAAUCAGACACUUUUGAAGCGAAUAAAAAUGCUACAAACACAAAAUCAAAAUCUAGUGUCACAAAUGAAAAAGUUGCAAGCGCUUCUAUCCAAAGGCACCAACAAAACCGCCCAGCCCACCACUUGUCUGAUGGUACUUCUGCUAAGCUUGGCAUUAAUAGCAGCGCCGAACCUCAAACUUGGUCAAAAUGGCAAGGACAGUGAAUUGGCCGAUGUUGUACAAGAAACCAUCCUCCAAAACAGACGUAAUCUGUUAUUCAACAUCAAAGGACAAAACACAGAUGUCGACGAGGAGACAAAUGCAAGCGAUAUCCCACUCAGUGAAAUCAGUGCUGAACGUGAUUACCUCAACGAGAUGGAAGAUUGCAAAUCAAACGACGUAAACGGUGACGAACCUGCAUGCAAGAAAAUUAAAGGUGAAUUCGAAUUCGAUGAUCAGAACUGGUACAACGCUAAAGAAAUUCAACGAAAAUCACAAAUGUUGCUGAGCAACGUUGCAAAAUCCUUCCAAGAAACUAUGAAAUCAGCACAGACUAGUGGCUUUAACAUAAACAGCCAUCUACUGGAGAGCCUAGAAACGCUGCUUGACAAAGAUGUUUUGGAAAUGAUUUCGCCAAAGUCCAACGGUCUCUACGAUUUGAACAUGGACAAAGUCACGAGUUUUUUAAAUGAAAACGCAAUGGUCGACGUUAAUUCGCAACAACUGUACAGUGAAAAUUUAGCUGAAAAACAAAAUGAAACGGACUUGCGCGAUAUGAAAAAGUAUUAAGUUGACGAAUUUUAAGGAUUUUUCUUUUUUUUUCUUUCAAAGUGCAUUAGUAUAUGUGAUAGUUCAAUAACAGUUUAUUACCACAAAGGCGGCGGGGAUAAUCAUGAUCUCGCUGUUGCUUUAUAUCACAUUUGAAGUGUAUUUUGUCAUCAGUGGUAAUUAGGUAAGAAUGUUAUUAAUGUCUAUAAAAAUAUCUUUCCAUUUACUUUUUGUAUUUAUCUUUAAGUGCGUUAUUAUUGUCGUUCGUAGCUUCUUUAUGGAAAAAAUACAACUUAAAUAAUCGUUUCGUGCAAAUUAUUUUCAAUAUUAUUCAUACGAAUAUUUAAAAUAGUACAGAGUACAGAGAAAAUUUAUGUUUUAUCAUAAGUUUAGGGUAAGCCGAUAAAGUUUAUUACCUUAGUCUAGUGCAUGUGGGUAAAGAAAAUGCACUACAAAUACGUUUUUAUGAUUGUAUAUAAAAUAUUGCAAGUGAAAAUUGCAGUAAUGGACCUAACAAUAGUAUACAGUGUAAGCUUAAAUAAUUAUGAAUUAUUAUGUCUACACCAAUAUGAUUGAAAUAAAAUCAGCUAGUUUAGGUUA
This is a messenger RNA of Hermetia illucens (black soldier fly), 2996 nucleotides long. RefSeq lists its product as uncharacterized. Gene Ontology annotation, molecular function: RNA polymerase II cis-regulatory region sequence-specific DNA binding; DNA-binding transcription factor activity, RNA polymerase II-specific. Bases 336 to 2417 code for a protein of 693 amino acids. NCBI's taxonomy places the organism in Eukaryota, Metazoa, Arthropoda, Insecta, Diptera, Stratiomyidae. The record is from RefSeq and is a predicted model, not a curated record. The transcript is spliced from 5 exons. Gene Ontology annotation, biological process: regulation of transcription by RNA polymerase II. Gene Ontology annotation, cellular component: nucleus.